UCUGUGGAGUGUGGACUGUGACAGAGUGAAAGGUCGACAAAAUGUGGUGUAUGUAGAUGUGGAACAUUUAACAUUGGUAGCAAUUCAAUGUUGCCUGAAAAUACCUGAUGAAAUUAUUUUAAUGACAAUCUCUUCCACGAAGUAAAUACAGAUAAGGAGUUUUUUUAACUUGCUGGACGCGCACGUUUAAAGGUCCUUUAAGAUGCAGUUCAUGUUGCUAUUUAGCCGCCAAGGAAAGCUGAGACUGCAGAAAUGGUAUGUUGCUCACCCUGACAAAGUAAAGAAGAAGAUCACACGAGAGUUAAUAACCACAAUUUUGGCAAGAAAACCAAAAAUGAGCAGCUUUCUUGAAUGGAAGGAUGUAAAAGUUGUGUACAAAAGGUAUGCAAGUUUGUACUUUUGCUGUGCUAUUGAACAAAAGGAUAAUGAACUGCUGACACUGGAAAUCAUUCAUCGUUAUGUUGAGCUGUUGGAUAAAUAUUUUGGAAGUGUUUGUGAACUGGAUAUCAUAUUCAACUUCGAGAAGGCAUACUUCAUUCUUGAUGAGUUAUUAUUGGGUGGUGAAAUUCAGGAAACGAGUAAAAAGAAUGUACUGAAAGCAAUUGCUGCCCAGGAUCUGCUGCAAGAGGAUGAAGCAGUGGAAGGGGCUCUGAGGGAGAUAGGGCUUCUGUAGUGGCUGGUGCACCCAAAGUACAAACCUUCAGACACAUGGACAGCAACAGCUGAGCUGGCUUCUAGUCUUCUGCUGCAUGUUGUUCACACCAGAACUGUUAUUUUUUAAAUAUUUUGGAACCUAAGAAGUAAAUUUAUUGGUGAAGAUAGUUGUUCAUUGUUUGACUACUGUGAAGCAAAUACACAUUUCAAAUUGUGAUUUAAAUUUGAUACUUGUGUGUGUUACAACAAGAGUUAAUAUGAGGAUAAGAGAAAAACCUCGUAUAUUGUGUUUCCAGGCUAAUAUGCAAUAAUUCUGGUUAUAGAGAGUAGAUUUUUAUAGAGAUUUUUACAGAGUUCAGAACUCAGUAUGUGCACGAAUUUAUAUUGCUGUAUUGUAAUCAGCGGAAAAAAAAGCUUCCAGCUAUUCCUUAAAUUAUGUAAUUUAAAAAUACGUUAUUAAGAAUAAUUGUACAAAAUUUUUGAGAAAAGUCUAUCCUCCAACAAACUGAAUGGAAUAGUAGAUUUGUGACUGACAUAGUAUAAGCACAAGAAUCAAGAUUAGCAAAACUGUCAGAUUUUACCUCCUUGGUACAUAGCAAUAAUACUUAGUGUGUUAAUGAACUGCAAUACUGAAAUUAUAUUUUUCCAUGAAAUUAAUUUUGUUAGCAUUAGCAUUCUGUGUGAAAUAAUUCAAAUUUGUAAUGUGGAAGCUAGAAGCAUAUUGUGACACAUUAUUGAAUAGUACAUAGUGACCUCAUUCUUGGUGUUCGUGAAACUUGAAGUAUGUCAUUGGCACAGCAGGAUACAAACGUAUUCCAGUUUCCACAUGUUGUUUCCAAACCUACUUCAUAAACGCAAAGUUCUCUACAAAUAUAAAAACAAAACUUCAAGGAGCAAAAUAUUUUCUAAAUCUGUUGUCCUGAGAUCUUUUCAGAAACAAAAUGUGGCUAGGAAGAAAUAAGUGAAAGCUUAAAAGUAUGAAUAAAAGCCAAGGAGUAGUCUCUAUUCACUCUGAAUGAAAACAGCAGUCAGGAAAGAAAAAGUGAAAACAUAGAGCAGUGAGCAUCCCUUUCAGACACACACAAAUUACAAAAACGACAUAGUGUCAUUGUUGGGAUAAGAAAGCACUUAGAGCACAUUUGAUGUGACACUAAUACCUAUAGAAGAUAACAUUAGUUAAUUCUCUGUGAUAGAUCACUUAUGUACCUCCCACACUCUAUUUCCUCUCCAUUGCAGUGAGUGAGAAAAAAAAUGUUUUUGUACCCCUAUCAGUCCAACAUAUUUGUUACUACACAAUGUCUAGUGUGCGUUGCAGCUUGAUCUUUGUUGAUAUCAGUUGGGUGUUAAACUCUGAUCACCUUAAAUCUUUAUUUUCAUUCAUACCUGAGUAGAAAGUGCCUUUCAAUGGUGGCAGAUUGAGGCUGUGUAGACAAUGAUGGAGAAAAACAAAGAUGUAAUUGACAUUUGAAAAUAACCUAUUGAUAAAAUUCUUAGAAUAUGAGAGCAUGAUAACGUUAUGAAGUUGUACAGAGACUCAGUCAUUGAAUUUCAUCUGGUAAUAUGGUGACAUAACCGGGAAAUGUUUAAAAAAACAACUCCCAAGUGUUGAAGCCUGAUUUCAUAUAAAUACAUAUCUACUUCAACAUCUGGGACUUAGAGGAAAAUGAAGUUAUUGUUUCACUAGUCAGUCUGAAGAGAGAAAUACUUGAAAGAUUAUGAAAAAAUUUUAAAUAUCAUAUUUGUGGAAUUCACCAGUAAUUGAAAUACCCCAAACAUUGCUUCUCACUGAUAAAGCACCAUCUGCUAAUAUGUUGCUGUUUUCCUACAUUGAUCUCUUUCUACUGUUUCUAUGAAUAAUUUUUAUCAGGUUUUGUGUCAUUGUUCUUAUUGUUUCCAUCUACCAAGGAAAAUUUUUGAUUUUGAGAGAUCAGAAUUGAGCAUGCAUUUCCUGGUGUCAGUCAGAUGGGUAAUGAUUUUUAAUAAAGGUGAACAUCAUGUCUUAUUCAUUGAAAUGUCUUUUUAAAACUUUCAUUUGGACUUAGGUUAAGGUUAUGGUCUUGUUUUGGUGUUGUUGCUGUUCGCUUUGAUUAGUGGUUGCUGUGCCAUUGACAAAAAUCUCCGUACUGUAACAACUUCCUCCACUUAUUCCUGUUAUUGGAUUGAAUGAUCUUCCAGCUGUAAAAUUUGCUAUAUGAAAAAUUAAAUCAUGAAGAUAAUUUAGAAACAUUUAUAUAGAAGUAUGUAUUGUGUUUAUUCUGAAAGGUACUGGAGGCUUGUUUCAUAAUUAUUUAAGUGGACAAAAUGGUGCUUAAGCAGUUUCAAAUGUUCUGCAGAUCGAUGAGAAAUAUAAGGAAUCUAUUCAGAACUACAUUUCAUUAAAUAGCCACUGGUACUUCCUUUUCUGCAAGUAUUCACCAUUUUAAUGAAGUGUAAUGGGACUGUCACUCCUUUUAUCAUUAUACAGUCUUAAAUGACAAGUGGGUAGAGAAGCACUAAUUAGGCAAAGGAUGGUUGGCUACCACUUUUUCUGUAAUAUCACUGCCACUUUAACAAUCUUCUUUUGUUAAGUUUAAGUGAGCUGUUUUAAGACAUCUAUAUUUGUGAUACAGAUUUGUGUCAAACAAUCCCCUCCUCACACACACACACCACAGAAAGCAGAAAGAAAGAGAGAGAGAGAGAGAGAGAGAGAGAGAAAGGGGGGGGGGGGUUGGGGGGGAAGAGAGAGAUGAGCUUCCUGUAUGAAACAGUUUUCACAGUUCUCCCAACAUUCACAUUGAAAGCAUUGUUGUGCAGUUGAAGGAUUUGUAUAAUUCCUUAUAUUUGUAAGUAAGUGAACAAUAUUUUUCUUUUCAUGUGAGACUUUCUCAAAGUUCUUCAUUAAACCAACCUCCUGCUAUUAAAUCCAUGACAAUGUUUGGCUGUUUGAAACAGUUUUCCCAAAAUUGAAAUUAUGAGCGUCGUUGUGCAUUUGAAAUAUUAUAUACUUCCUAUUAUUCAUUGCUAAGUGAAACAUUAUUUUUCUUUGAAGUGAGACUUUCUCAGGAUAUUGCAUGAAGCCAGCCUUCUUCUAUUAAAUCCAUGACAGUGUUUUUGUAUUGUAAAUGAAUGGAUAAAAUUUAUAUUUGUUUGCUAGAAUCUGGUUGAAGAAAUAAUUAUCUUUUUAUGGUUUAGCCUUUAAUAUUUAUUGUAUAAUGAUAUGUCAAAAGCAUUUAUUUUUGUAAACAUUUUCUUGUAACUGGAAUGUAUUUAUGCCAUUGUUAUGUUAAAGUUUUCAUUUUGUUGCAUAUAUUUACAACUGCAUAUGUUUUCAUAACAUUUCUAAUAAACAGAAAUAUUAUCUGAAACUUAAUAAUUUUUCCAUACUUCUUAUUUGGAAUAGAAUAUAUCUGUUGACAUAUUUACUCAAAGACCAAGGAUGUAUCUGGUAUACAAUGCAGGUUUUCAAACUGACCACAUUGGAAAUAGGGAGUAGUUCUUGGGAAGACAAAUGCGAUUUUGGGUUGAGCCUCCGCGGAUUAGAAAAUUUUCUCGUAAAUUCAUUCACCCCUUUCUUCCUUUUGCAAAUAGGUAUGAACUGUAGUGCCAAAUGCUAAAAGUUGUUAAUGAAACAUUACAGUAAAUAAACAAACAUCAUCUGGAUCACAGCUUUUUAUUUACAGACAACCCGUUUCAAUCUGUGCUGCAGACCAUCUUCAAGUAUGGUGCCGCUAAGUGCAGUAUGUUAGUGUUGAUAAAUAGCACUUUACUGCGCCAGACCUGAAGAUGAUCUUAAUUGACGAUUAAAACCGGCUGUUGGUAAAUAAAAAGUUGUGAUCCAGAUGGUGUUUGUUUCACACAUUGUUGACAAACUGCACUUUGCAGUGCCAGACCUGAAUAUGAUG
Schistocerca piceifrons (Central American locust) is the source of this 4535-nucleotide messenger RNA. RefSeq names its product AP-1 complex subunit sigma-2 (gene AP-1sigma). Gene Ontology annotation, cellular component: intracellular membrane-bounded organelle; AP-1 adaptor complex; membrane coat. The transcript has 5 exons. The coding region runs from base 203 to 673 and encodes 156 amino acids. Gene Ontology annotation, molecular function: clathrin-cargo adaptor activity. NCBI's taxonomy places the organism in Eukaryota, Metazoa, Arthropoda, Insecta, Orthoptera, Acrididae. The record is from RefSeq and is a predicted model, not a curated record. Gene Ontology annotation, biological process: intracellular protein transport; vesicle-mediated transport.